AGUUCCUAAACGUGGGGUGUUUUGCCUUACACCGCUCAACCUCUAAUAUUAAUGUUGCCAACCUGGUGCACGAGCAUAUAUCGAUCACGGAGCGGGCUCCCGAGUUCUAGGUAGUGGGAUAUGGGACAGAAUGGUACAACGCAUGUUUGCGAGGCUACGCCACGAAGUGAUAUUCGAAUUCGGAUACAUACUAGUACUUGAAUCGAUGGAUAAUCGGGGUGCCGUCUUAGAAGGAGCAGUCACAUGCACAUGUCAGAUAGCACACCCUUCCUAUCAUUCCGCCAUUCUUCUUGAGUGACUGAACUCGUUCGCAUCCUGCUGUUUGUCGACAAAUCGAAGUGACUUCUGCUAACAUGUCUAUGCUAAGGAAAGUGCCUUACACGAGGCUGGGCAAUUCUGGCCUGAAGAUCUCCAAAAUCAUACUUGGGACCAUGCAAUGGGUUCUCGGAGAGGAUGAAGCAGUCGAACACGUCAAGGUCGCUUACGAAGCAGGAAUUCAAACUUUUGAUACCGCCGAUACAUAUUCGAAUGGUUACUCGGAAGUGUUUAAUGUGGUCGGACGUGAAUUCAAUAUCCCCCAGCUUGCCGGGCGCAAAGACCCAGAUCAGAAUGGUUAUGUGAACCAGCAUGGCCUCAGCCGGAAGCAUAUCUUCGCAAGCGUGAAAAAGAGUUUGGAGCGGCUUCAAAUGGAUUAUAUUGACGUUCUACAAUGUCACAGAUUCGACAAUGAAACACCGAUCGAAGAGACGAUGCAAGCAUUGCACGAUGUGGUCAAAGCCGGCUAUGUUCGCUACAUCGGAAUGAGUUCUUGCUGGGCGUACCAGUACUAUGCAAUCACAAACAAGCUCACUCCCUUCAUUUCCAUGCAGAACCACUACAGUCUACUCUAUCGCGAGGAGGAGCGCGAGAUGUUCCCUACUCUCAAGAUGUUCGGUGUCGGCUCGAUUCCAUGGUCUCCACUGGCGCGUGGUGCCCUCACACGCCCCCUCGGGCAGCAGACAAGCAGAGGUCAGACUGAUUGGUUCAUUGGGAAUUAUGCCCAAGCAUCGUCAUACGAAACUAUCGUUAACCGGGUCGAAGAACUUGCCAAGAAGAAAGGUGUGACCAUGGCCCAAAUAGCCAUAGCAUGGAUCUUGACGAAGGAAGGGGUAUCGGCUCCUAUUGUUGGAACCACGAGUAUCGCAAAUCUGAAAGAUAUCAUUGCCGGAAUAGACGUGAAACUUACGGUGGAGGAGAUCAAGUUCCUUGAGGAAGAGUACAAACCGACUGCUGUGAUUGGUCACUUCUGAGUGGUUCAACGAUGUGCAGCUCUCUUAGAUACAUAUUGGUUCUGAUUCGUUGCUUGCUCAAUGAACAAAUUUUAAAUUUUAA
Suillus subalutaceus is the source of this 1371-nucleotide messenger RNA. RefSeq names its product aryl-alcohol dehydrogenase. The transcript has 17 exons. Gene Ontology annotation, molecular function: oxidoreductase activity. Bases 354 to 1289 code for a protein of 311 amino acids. Lineage: Eukaryota; Fungi; Basidiomycota; Agaricomycetes; Boletales; Suillaceae. The record is from RefSeq and is a predicted model, not a curated record.